Molecule: messenger RNA, 834 nt
Organism: Gryllus bimaculatus (two-spotted cricket)
Lineage: Eukaryota; Metazoa; Arthropoda; Insecta; Orthoptera; Gryllidae
Source: the annotation of a GenBank genome assembly
AUGGCCAUUAAACAGUUAGAAAUGGAUUCUACUCAAGAAAUAAAUGGUGAGCAGAUUAAUCAGCUGCGUCAAGAACAGCAACAGCUUCUGCAGCAACAGAAGGAACUGUGGCUCAAACAAUUGGACCUGCAGGAGAAACAGUUGAAGCUGCUGGAGAAGCAUGUGGAACUGCUGCAGCGGCAGCAACAGCAACAGUUUAAGAUGGAACUGCUGCAGCAGCAGCAGCAACAGCUGAAUGUGGAACAACAGCAGCAUUUGCAGGAGCAGCCACAGCAACCGCAUCAAGAGGACAGAAGGGGCCGACCGCAUAAUGCAGUGAAUUAUAUUGGAAGAAAUGUGAAAGGAAGAAAAAUAAAUGGACAUCACAGAGCUGCAUCUUAUUCGACAAGACGAGUAAACCAAAUUCGAACUUUCUAUUUCAACUUCAAUUAAUAAAUUAUAAUUUAUUCUUUAAAUAAUGAAGAUUUUUUUCUCUUAGUUUCUUUCUUCUCGUAAUUAGUCACUUAUGUGUACACAUAUUAAGUAUUGAAGAUAAUGCUGCAAGAAAUUGUUGUUGACAUUUGAUGUAAAUGCAUGUUUUUAAAAAUUGCGAAAAUUACAAUUUUUUUAUGCUCUACAUAAAGUUUACAGAGAGAAUUUGUUUAUUUGCUCUUAAGUACUUUGUAGAAAGAGAAUUGUGUAAUAAACAGGAAAAAUUGGUGAGUUUUCAUCAAAGAACUAUUUUUGUGGGUCUGUGAUACUGAGUAAGUGGAUAUUUAUUGUUCCUGUAUAAAUAAAUUUCUUUCUUGAAGACAUAUAGUCAGAACUCAUGUUUUGAUAUUGAGACCAAAAAAA